This is a messenger RNA of Suillus plorans, 826 nucleotides long. RefSeq lists its product as uncharacterized. The record is from RefSeq and is a predicted model, not a curated record. The coding region runs from base 101 to 607 and encodes 168 amino acids. The transcript has 6 exons. Lineage: Eukaryota; Fungi; Basidiomycota; Agaricomycetes; Boletales; Suillaceae.
UACACUCUGUUCUUGUCGCACAAAGUUAGUAGUGUUAACAUAUCACCAAGAAAACACGGCUUAGAUAGUAUGCCUGAAUAAGACUCAUUAAGACCCCGGGAUGGUGCUCUGGCCACAUCCUGCUCUCAGAAAUAUGGUGGAUAUAUGUGCACGCCAAGUGCCAGCACUCCCUCCGAAACUCGAAUUCAGCAACUUCAGGAAUGGCUCACAGCAUACGAAUCGCAACGCAUCAAGUUCGAAGAUGACGACACUGAUGGUGCUACGGCCAUCACUUUCUGGCUCUCUGCUUAGUGUUCCCCCAUCUUUCGUGCUCCACCAUCCAUGUCAUUCAGCACCGAGCUUCCACCAUCUAUCGUCGACGGAUUCACGUGUGCAUUGUUUCUUGUACUCUAAGAACGACACGACGCAUGGAGUAAGUCCUUUUUGUCGUUGCAGCCCCAAUAUAUCAGAUGCAUGUUUUUCAUCGUCACACACAGUAAAGUACGAAGCUACUACAACGCUCACUACACUCACGCAGAACCCCGCUGCUGUGAAAGCGGCUCCCUCGUGCUUUGUUAAUUUAGACGCCGGGAUACAGACCCUGGGUGGAGGUUUAGAACUGUGGUGACGGACAUUUGACCAACAUACAAUAUUAUAAGGAGUGUUCACCCUACCAUUUCAAAGAACAUUGAUGUGUCGUCGACAGCGGUUAGUCACAUGUUCAAGCAGGGUAGCUUUCAGACCGCUGCUCUUGCUGUUCUCAAGCAGAACGAUGUUUGUGCACUGGACCUCCACCUAGAUUUGCCGCAGUUCAGGCAGUUAAAGAAGGGCGGGAUGGCUUGUGCCG